ACGUGAACGCGACCUGCCCAAUCGGGCGAGUCCGAACGCCGAGCGAAAGACGAAGUCGCUGAACCCCGUGGGGCUCACCAGGGGCUUACUCUACCAAGGCUCUACUCUACUGACCGCCCUCCGAGCCUCUCAACACCGCUCUAUCUACGUACUACUCUACGCUACAGCUCGCAGCCGCAAACGAGAACGCGACACCCACGUCGCAUGAACUAGGUCGUGCUCGGAUGAGUUCAGCUGGUGCGCGUGCGCCCGACACACAACAACCCAGCCAGAACAAGCAGAGCCUGCACUACAUCGUACGCUCCGGCAUUGCGGGCGGGACGGCUGGCUGUGUCGCGAAGACAGUAGUCGCACCGCUCGACCGAGUGAAGAUCCUCUUCCAAGCCUCGAACCCCGAGUUUCAAAAAUAUGCUGGGACAUGGAGCGGUGCCUUCCGCGCCGCGUCGCAGAUCUACGCGGACAACGGUGUCCGCGGCCUGCUGCAGGGGCACUCUGCGACCCUACUCCGCAUAUUUCCGUACGCAGCCAUCAAGUUCAUCGCCUAUGACCAGGUCGAGCAUAUCCUGAUGCCUACACGAGAAUCACAGACGAAUGGACGGCGCUUCGCUGCAGGCGCGAUCUCCGGGAUGAUCUCCGUAUUCUUCACCUACCCCCUCGAGCUCAUCCGCGUCCGGAUGGCCUUCAGCACACGCGCGCAAUCCACCCAAGUACCCCACACCUUCCACCCCUCACACUCCCCUCCCCCGCACCGCCCGUCCUUCCUCGCCGCCAUGUCCCAAAUCUACCACGAAGGCGCGAGCGUCCCCCCGCCGUCCGCCUCGUCCGCGUCCCCCCUCGCGCCCGUCUCCGCGAACAGCAUCUUCGCCCGCCUGCCCGCCGUCAAGUUCUACCGCGGGUUCACCGUCACGCUCGUCGGGAUCAUCCCGUACGCCGGCACGUCCUUCCUCACCUGGGGCUUCCUCAGGUCCUCACUCGUCCCCCCGCCCGACGCGUCCCGCCCUGCGUCGGAUCGCCGGCCGAGCCCGCUCGCGGACCUGACGUUCGGCGCGGUGGCGGGCGCGGUGUCGCAGACGGUGUCGUACCCGUUCGAGGUGGUGCGGCGGCGGAUGCAGGUCGGGGGGCUGACGCACCCGGAGCGGUGGAUGCGGUGGGGUGAGACGGUGCGGAGCAUCUGGGCGACGCGCGGCUGGAAGGGGUUCUACGUCGGCCUGAGCAUCGGGUACUUGAAGAUCGUGCCGAUGACGGCGGUGAGCUUUACGGUGUGGCAGUGGGGGAAGCGCGUGCUGGGCGUGUAGGGCGAGAGGAGGCACAUUGUAUUGUUAUGCUGCAUACUGGCAUCUGUGUUUGGAAUGGGCUUGCAUACAAGCCAUCCACUUCGCCAUCGAGCGUCAGUACUCUCAUGACUUCAGCAGCCUGAGGCAUCUGUUGGGCGUCAAUCUGCUCUGCCUGCGCCGGCCAGCGACCCGCCUCUGACUUUGCACUCACUGUGUCUAAACAUCCAUAGGUGGUCUGCACAGCUACUCGACAUGUCUUACGAAUAUCUUGGGAACAUGCUCAUUGACAACGUCGUUACGGCAGAC
Molecule: messenger RNA, 1580 nt
Organism: Fomitopsis serialis
Lineage: Eukaryota; Fungi; Basidiomycota; Agaricomycetes; Polyporales; Fomitopsidaceae
Product: mitochondrial carrier
Exons: 5
Coding region: 225-1295 (356 amino acids)
Biological process (GO): transmembrane transport
Source: RefSeq, a predicted model, not a curated record